AUGUACGUUAUCUGGGAAUACAUUUUCAUCCGGACCUGCAUCUUCUUCCUGCACCUGAUCGCGCCCUUCAGCACACUCUAUUCGCUGGCCAGGUCGCUCGUCCAUCCCUUGCACCGUGUCCCCCACCUCCUGGAGGUAUGGCUCGCCCCGGAGGCGACUUUCUACCUCCUCGUCUACCUUCCGCGCAGAGCCUACCUCCAGAGAGUAGCGGUGCCCCCUACGACGCUCUGCUGCGAGGAUCGCCGUUUGCUAUUCCGGCGCUGUCAUGACAAUAUCCCAGACCCGGAGCGGUAUCUCUCGAAAUGGUUCCUCGAUGCUCCCGCAGAGGAGAUCAGGCGGGAGAACGUCAAGGACUUCUUCCGGUGGGCAUUUCUGAAUACUAGAGACCGCGAUCCAGCGCAUGACGAGGAGAAGAUGGAACCGGGCCGCGGCAAGGCUAAGUGCCUGCGAUUGACAUACGACAAGGUCGCGAUGUCGCAUCGGAGCUUGGCGUGGUAUCUGUGUGUGUCCGUUGUCGACACCCUCACGUCCGCCUAUUUGCGCUAUCAAGGCUUCGAUUUGCACGGGACUUCGCUUCGCCAAUCCCUGAUUGUCUUCCCCUUCCGGCCCCUAUCUCUCUUCACGAGACACCGCUCCCCGGCAAAGACACUCACCUACUGGCACCGCCCACACACGUCCAAGACAAGGCUCCCCGUCCUGUUCAUUCACGGCAUCGGAAUCGGGCUCUACCCGUACGUCAACUUCUUGGUUGAACUGAAUGCUGAAAAUGGCGACGACGGGUUGGACGACGGCCAGCGAGGCAUUUUCGCAGUGGAGAUCAUGCCUGUGAGCUUCAGGAUUACAAAGGCUCAUGGCUGGGACAAGGUGGUUCUCGUUUCGCAUUCCUACGGGAGCGUGAUCUCUACGCAUCUCCUUCAUUCACCCCGGACUGUACCAAAGAUCGGACCGAUGCUGUUCGUCGACCCGGUGACCUUUCUGCUACACCUCCCGGAUGUAGCGUACAACUUUAUCUAUCGUAAGCCGACUCGGGCCAACGAGCAUCAGCUCUCCUAUUUCGCCUCCAAGGAUAUGGGAGUCGCGCACACGCUGUCUCGGCGCUUCUACUGGGCCGAUAACAUUCUGUGGAAGGAGGAUUUACAAAACCAUCGCGUAGCUGUAUCGCUGGCCGAGAAGGAUCUCAUCGUCGACACGACAGCCAUUGGGGCGUAUCUGACGGGCGCGGAUGGUUGGAUUCUGCGGACGAGGGACUGGAAAGAUGGGAUAUGGCAAAGUGGUGGGCUAGAGGUGUUAUGAUUUGAAGAGUUGGACCAUGCACAAGUAUUCGAUAGUAAGAGAACUAGGGGGAAGUUGGUGGAGGUGGUCAGGAGGUUCAGUGACGCGGACACCUAGGGCUACUAGGCAAUGCCGCCAGAACUAUAAUGCUAAUUAAAAGAGGACGAAGUUGGCGGGACGAAGGUAGUCUCUAUAAUACAACCUAGU
Molecule: messenger RNA, 1479 nt
Organism: Chaetomium strumarium
Lineage: Eukaryota; Fungi; Ascomycota; Sordariomycetes; Sordariales; Chaetomiaceae
Exons: 6
Coding region: 1-1293 (430 amino acids)
Source: RefSeq, a predicted model, not a curated record